AUGAUGGACAUGAGUCCUGCUGGGAAAGAUGGACAAUCUCCCAUCAGUUCAAAGAAAACUUCCAAGAAACCUAAAUAUUCCAAAUUCUCACAGCAAGAACUUCCUGCAUGGAAACCGAUUCUAACACCUGGAUGGGUUAUUGCCGCAUUCACUGUCAUUGGAAUCAUCUUUAUCCCUGUUGGUCUUGCUUCCUUGUUCUCAUCAGAGAGGGUUGAGGAAGCUGUAUUCAGAUACGAUGACACGUGUCUUCCUUCUUCUGAUGCUGGAAAUCCAGUUGCAUAUAUAAAAAAUGAUGCCACUAACAAGACAUGCACUCAUAAAUGGAUUGUUGAACACAAAAUGCAAGCUCCGAUUUUCAUCUACUAUCAGCUUGAUAAUUACUUUCAAAAUCAUCGCAGAUAUGUUAAGAGUAGAAGUGACAAGCAAUUAUGGGAUAAGAAUUCUGGAUGGGAAACAAAGAACUGUUAUCCAGAAGACAAAACAAAAGAAAAUGAGCCAAUUGUUCCUUGUGGUCUCAUUGCAUGGAGUUUGUUCAAUGACACCUACAAAUUUUCAAUGAAGAACAAGGAAUUAACUGUCAACAAAAAAAACAUAGCAUGGAAAAGUGACAAAGGUUCUAAAUUUGGUCAUGAUGUUUAUCCUAAAAAUUUUCAGGGUGGUGGUUUGAUUGGAGGUGCUAAACUCGACGAAAGCAUACCGUUGAGUGACCAAGAGGAUCUCAUUGUUUGGAUGAGAACAGCAGCGCUACCGACUUUCAGAAAAUUAUAUGGGAAGAUAGAGUCUGAUCUUGAAGCGAAUGAUGAGAUAGACAUAUUAAUCGAGAAUAAUUAUAACACAUAUGAGUUCGGAGGUAAAAAGAGAUUGGUUCUCUCAACCACAACUUGGAUUGGUGGGAAAAAUCCAUUCAUAGGGAUGGCAUACCUUUUUGUUGGUGGCAUUUCCUUGUUAUGUGCCAUAGGGUUCAUUCUUCUGUAUGUGAUCAAGCCAAGACCUCUUGGAGAUCCAUCCUACUUGUCUUGGAACAGAAAUCCAGGGAUCUUAAAAUAA
Messenger RNA from Vicia faba (fava bean), 1047 nucleotides. The record is from the annotation of a GenBank genome assembly. Lineage: Eukaryota; Viridiplantae; Streptophyta; Magnoliopsida; Fabales; Fabaceae.